This is a messenger RNA of Podarcis muralis (Common wall lizard), 971 nucleotides long. Lineage: Eukaryota; Metazoa; Chordata; Lepidosauria; Squamata; Lacertidae. The record is from RefSeq and is a predicted model, not a curated record.
AGCCUCUCCACUCUGCUCCGAUGUCAGUUUCCUGACAGUACAAACUUACAGCACAGGUCCAAAGGUUCCCUCCUCACAGCAUUCGGUGGAAAAGAUUCUGUAGCGAGAAGAUGGCUUGUCGGCACCCAAGUGAAGAUACACACAACCUUUAUAGACCCAGCCUUUCACGCUAAUUAAAGCGAUCAAAAAGCUGCACCACCAGAAAUUCAGACUCGUGAUGGUCAUGAGAGCUCAGUAGUCCUAAGGAGGAAAUUUAAAAAAGGAAAAAAGAGAUAGAGGAGGAAGGAAAUCUGGUUAUGCCUUAGCACUCAGCCAGAGUCUGUAAGAAAGGUGUGAUCUGAACCAAACAAGAUGCCCAGAGGACAGCACUACCUAGAUGGCAACUUUGCUCGAGGAAAGGGAUCCACCUCUCUUUCAGCGGAAGAGGCUGCAGGCAUUGGAAUUCUUGUUGUGAUUCUUACAGCUUUGCUGAUUAUUGGCUGUUGGUAUUACAAAAAGCGCAAUGGUUAUAGAAGCCUUCUGAGUAAGAAUUUUGGAGGGGCCACUGGAAGGAUCUCGGAAGGCAAAAGUGGUUUGUUGGGCUCCAAAUUGCCCUUGCAGGAAUACAACAGCAACAGAAGCCAUGUGGUGCCUGAUGCUCCACCGGCCUAUGACAAAAUAUCUGCCACCCUUUUGCCACCGCCAUAUGCACCAUGAAGCAGGAACCAUUAAAUCCAGUGCUUGAACAAUUACAUGCACCAUCUUUGAUUUUUAGCUACACCUCUUGAAAAAUAAUGCAUGCUAUUGCAAAUGUUUCUAGAAGCCAUUAUUGCUUAAGAAAAUGCAGCUGUUCCCAAUUGUAUGAGAUACCUGGAAUGCUGAUGCCUUUGUACCUUCAUUCCAGUUGCCUGGAGUCAUUCAGUGUAAGAGAUGCUGUGAUAUAUUUUAUUCCAGGAGCUAUACCAAGCAUAAUAAAUACUGAAGAGUAAGAA